Bolinopsis microptera is the source of this 2000-nucleotide messenger RNA. RefSeq names its product early growth response protein 1-like. Gene Ontology annotation, molecular function: RNA polymerase II cis-regulatory region sequence-specific DNA binding; DNA-binding transcription factor activity, RNA polymerase II-specific. The transcript has 7 exons. NCBI's taxonomy places the organism in Eukaryota, Metazoa, Ctenophora, Tentaculata, Lobata, Bolinopsidae. Bases 2 to 1744 code for a protein of 580 amino acids. The record is from RefSeq and is a predicted model, not a curated record. Gene Ontology annotation, biological process: regulation of transcription by RNA polymerase II.
AAUGCUGAAAGUGAUGGAGAACUGCAGCUUAGAAGAGGACCUUCUCUUUAACGAUACCCUCUCCACUCCCUCCCUAAACGACUCCUUCGCACUCUUACCAGGCAGUACCACUAACAAUGAGUCCUUUAACCUGUUACCUGGCAACACGUCUGAUACCCUGGGAGCGCUGACCGAGUGUACGAUAGGCAGUGCUACUCUUAACGCCAUCGCGGAUAACAAUGAUGUUAACAGUGAUGUUAACAAUCUGGACAACUUUCUCAGUACCCUCACCUCGGACUGCCUCCAAAACUCAUUUGAAUAUUGGAACGAUGAUGCUGGUGACUUGGAUCUACUUUAUAACUUCACAACCUUCAACAAUCAGGAUGAAGACCAAAAGCCAUUCCUGCUGAACGACGAUCAGAAUCCUUCCUACUACCCUGAAAAAUACGAGAGAGUGACAGGAUUUGCAGGAGAUCUGUGCGGUGGAGAUGCUAUCAGACCCGGAGAGAUACAGUACGACACCCUCUCAGACCAGGACCAGUUCCACUACCCUUCCAAUCAGGAGAACACUCAACAGUACACCCCUACUGACAUACACCACAUUGACGAUGAGGCGAUAUUCCUAACGUCUGAACAGCAGCAGUACCCUGUAUCCAUCCAGCAGCACUCCCCACAUUCCCCUCAUUCUCAUCACUCCCCACACUCCCAGCAGCAUUCUCCACUGAGUAGCACGUCUCUAGUGCAGCUUUCUCCACUCAGCGCCACGUCUCUAGUGCAGCAUUCUCCACUCAGCGCCACGUCUCUAGUGCAGCAUUCUCCACUCAGCGCCCCGUCUCUAGUGCAGCCAAUCCUGAAAUCAGAACCAGUGGACCCCAGGAUGUCGGAGAGUGUAACCAACCUGGACUCACCACACCAACAAGGCCUGGACAUGGCUUACAUCAACCCAGUUCAGCAUGCCUGGAACAUGAGCACCGACCAAGCAUACUACAACUCGCACAGCCAGAUGCUGGGAUACAGUUCACCUGGUUGGGUCACCAAGGAAACGAGCUCACUCGGAGACAUGGUCCUCCACACCUCCUCCCCCACUGACUUCGUCAACAAACAGACCACCAAGGAGAAGACUCAGCGAGCUCCUCUCAAGAAGAAGAAGGAGGGAGGACCUGGAGAGAAACCAUACUACUGUCCUAUCACCGGCUGCAUAAGGAGGUUUAGUAGAAGUGACGAACUGACUAGACACAUGAGGACACACACUGGCCAGAAACCGUUCCAGUGCCGGAUCUGCAUGCGGUACUUCUCCCGCUCCGACCACCUCACCACCCACAUCAGAACCCACACCGGGGAGAAACCCUUCUCUUGCCAGGUUUGCGGGAGAAGAUUUGCCCGGAGCGACGAGAGACGGAGACACACCAAGAUACACCUGAAGGACAGGACCCGAGCAGAGAAGAACGGGAUAUCCAAACAACAACUAGUACCCACUAGCUGCAGUCCUGGAACAGAGAAACCCCAACCACAGAUCACAGCUUGUAUACCACAGUAUCAGGCUACUUACCACACUGCCUUCCAGUCCAAUGUUAUGGGCAACAAUGGACAGCAAAUUCAGGCAAAUAUGCACAAAAUGUAUGGCAUGUUGCCUGGAAGCAAUGGUAUGUUGCCUAUAAACGGUGAAACGAUGUCAGGCAACGUCUACAACAAACAAGAACACCAAGAUCCACUAUACUUAUAUAAUCAGCACAUUUCACAUCCGCAGGAACUCGGAUUGAUUUGAGCUAGAAACUGUUUGGAACUGACCUAUUUUAUAGAUAGGGUCUUUUCACUUCUAAGUCAGAUGGUUUUUACCUAAUUGAGUAAUAGUAAUCACUUCAAGAAACAAUGUUACUAACUUCGAAUUUUUAUCAUUUUGACUAUCAAUCAGAAUAAGUGGAGCAUGUCUGAAUAAUUGAGAAUAUUUGCCGCUGAAGAUUGUGUUUAUUAAUUUAUCAUUAUCCAUUAUUGUGAGUUUUAUGUUAUUUUUUAAAUAAUUA